AUGAAAAAACGAUACCCGGGUACCGGGGGUUGGGGACCAGGAACGCCCGCGCUCAGCUUUGACCCCGGCGGUGGGCGGAGGAGGCGGGGCGAGCCGCGCAGCCAGGAAGGGGGCGGGGCCCGGGGCCUGGAGGCGGGGCCUGGGGCUGUCAGUCCCGCGCCCGCCGCCGCGCCGCGGCUCCUCGCAUGCCGUGGCCCGGGUGGCUGCAACGCUGCCGCCCGCCGCCCGCCACCCUGGCACCCCGAGCCGCCUCCCGCCGCCCCGGCCCGGCGCGCAGGUCUUAGAAGAACACUCCCUCUGGAGCCAUCAUUUACGCGUGAGGACACUGAGGCCCUGAGCUUAGAUAACUUGUUCAAAGUGGCCCUGCUGAUAAGCUGCAUGGAUGAAGUCAGCGGUUUUAGGCAUGUCUUUCCACCAGCUUCUGGAAGAAUAGCACACAGGCCGUCCCCCCUCCCCCAUUCAAAGCAGCAGAAGGUGGAGUGAAGACCAUGACUAGGGCGGUUCCUGGCUCUGUGUGAUCAGAGGGUGAUAUUAGGUUCAGGGCCCGGCUUAUCAGUGCUGCACUGAUAUUCACAGAGCAUUCGGCUCUGGAGGCUUUGCACCUGUUUAUAAUGCAUUGUCAAAACUUGGUGUUGGCUGCCUCUUUAAAGAAUUGAUUUAAUAAACCCUGCGUUUCUGGA
Molecule: messenger RNA, 680 nt
Organism: Rhinopithecus roxellana (golden snub-nosed monkey)
Lineage: Eukaryota; Metazoa; Chordata; Mammalia; Primates; Cercopithecidae
Product: protein transport protein SEC31-like
Exons: 3
Coding region: 1-483 (160 amino acids)
Source: RefSeq, a predicted model, not a curated record